This is a messenger RNA of Dromiciops gliroides (monito del monte), 1053 nucleotides long. RefSeq names its product trem-like transcript 4 protein. Gene Ontology annotation, cellular component: cell surface. Bases 93 to 875 code for a protein of 260 amino acids. The transcript is spliced from 6 exons. The record is from RefSeq and is a predicted model, not a curated record. NCBI's taxonomy places the organism in Eukaryota, Metazoa, Chordata, Mammalia, Microbiotheria, Microbiotheriidae. Gene Ontology annotation, molecular function: signaling receptor activity.
GGGGCUGUUCUCUGAGGAGACCAGGCUCCCCCUCAUCCUCUUAUCCCCCAGACAAGCCAGGGAGGAGGCAGACUGAGCUCCAAAUCCAGGAGAUGACGCAGAUCUCCCCAGGCCCCAGGGGAGGAGAAGUUCCAACUAAGGAAGAGCACAGACUACUGGAGGGGGAGACAUUUAGUGUGAACUGCUCCUACAAACCCCAGGAACAUGACAAGAGAUCUUUGACAUGGUGUAAAAAACAAGAGAAUGGAGAGCACUGCGGUGUACCACUACUCUUAGAAACAGAGUCCAAAUUUUCAGUAUCAGGCAAAGAAUACUUCUCCUCUUACGACAGCAAUAGUGGCAUCAUCACUAUCAUGAUGUCUGGACUCAGAGUAACUGACUCAGGUGUCUACGAGUGUGGGAUCUGUGAAGUACCUCCUAAGUGGGGAAAAGAUGUCCUCAGGAGAUUCCACCUGGUGGUGUCCCCAGCUCAAACACAGAGCCCCAUGAAAGAGAAACAAGCUACCACAGAGGUCACUUCCAACAAUGAGGCCACCAACAGGUCUAGCACUUCAUCCAUUGCACCACCUGGGGAGAGUUCCACAGAGAAGAAAUUUGUCGUUUUGGGUGUGGUCCUGUCUUGUUUGUUCCUAUUGGUGCUCCUUGUUGUGGGCAUCAUUUGUACCAGGAGGAUCUCCCAGAAAGCAGGGAAAGGUGAUGACUCUGAGACCCAACAAAAGAAGUCAAAGGGCUCUACCAUGAAGCAGGACAGUGAUGAGGAUUCUGAGGACAUCCAUUAUGCCACAGUGUCCAACAGAAACUCCAGAGAGCUGAUUGGUGCCAAAACUCAUACUCCUGCUGAGACCGUGGAAUAUGCCACCAUAACAAAGAAAUGAUGACUGCCGUCCAGAUCCGAUAUGGAAGGACUGCCUGGACUAUCAGUAGAGAAGUGAUGGACCAAAGAUGUAUAGAAAUGAAACACACAUUGUUAGACAUGGACCAUGUAUAGAUUUGUUUUGCUUGGCUUUACUUCUUUGUUGCAAGGGAGGGUUCUAUAGGUUUUUGGGCGAGAGG